This is a messenger RNA of Quercus lobata, 675 nucleotides long. RefSeq lists its product as uncharacterized. NCBI's taxonomy places the organism in Eukaryota, Viridiplantae, Streptophyta, Magnoliopsida, Fagales, Fagaceae. Bases 1 to 675 code for a protein of 224 amino acids. The transcript has a single exon. The record is from RefSeq and is a predicted model, not a curated record.
AUGGUUGUCCAUUCCAAGGACGAAACCUUGAUGUGCAAGGUGUUCCCUUCUAGUCUGGGACCCGUGGCAAUGAGAUGGUUCGAUGGCUUAAGGGCGGGUUCCAUUGGUUCAUUCAAGGAGCUCACCCAGGCAUUUGACUCUCGUUUUAUCACUUGUAGCAGGGUUCCUUGGCUCUUAGAUUCCCUACUGUCUUUGUUCAUGCGAGAAGGGGAGACCUUGAAAACGUACUUGAGCAGAUACUGGGAGAUGUACAAUGAGAUAGAUGGUGAGUUUGAUGACAUGGCCAUCAGUACUUUUAAGGUUGGCCUCCCAACCAAGCACGGUUUAAGGAAGUCUUUAACAGGAAAGCCUGUCACCAGCUUGCGCCAACUUAUGGAUUGGAUUGACAAGUAUAAGAGGGUUGAGGAAGACCAGCAGCAGGGGAAAGGAAAGGAUAAGGUUAUCCUUCAGGAGAUGAGGGAUUUCAGGUCGGACCGAUACAACAACAACCGGCCUCGAAGAGACUUUGCUGGGCAGUCAGGGUCUGCCAAUACUCAGGCGAUUAACGCGGUGUUCCGGGAACCGGUGCAUCAAAUUCUUGAGAAGAUUAAGAAUGAGUCAUUCUUCAAAUGGCCAAAUAAGAUGGCAGGAAACCCCAUGAGGCGUAAUCAGAACCUUUAUUGCCAAUAUCACUAG